Ceratosolen solmsi marchali is the source of this 2907-nucleotide messenger RNA. RefSeq names its product ubiquitin carboxyl-terminal hydrolase nonstop (gene not). Lineage: Eukaryota; Metazoa; Arthropoda; Insecta; Hymenoptera; Agaonidae. The transcript is spliced from 7 exons. Gene Ontology annotation, biological process: protein deubiquitination. Gene Ontology annotation, molecular function: cysteine-type deubiquitinase activity; zinc ion binding. The record is from RefSeq and is a predicted model, not a curated record. Bases 616 to 2154 code for a protein of 512 amino acids.
CUCUACGCAUACUGUACGGCACGUACUGUUGGCCAAAUGUGUAACAGCAAUAUUUUGACAGAGAAGAUACGUACGCGCUGUUCAGAAAUAACAUGCGCAUGGCUGCUAUAUUGAAUAUUUGACAGUUAGUGUGACGGUCAUACUCAUGAGAAUUGGUUUCCGAAAAGCGUGAAAAACAUCAAGGAUCCGGGGUCCCUUGUUUAAAAAGCCGCGAGUCGCGCCAAGCGCUGGGAGGUGUCAGCGAACAAGUGGGGAAAGGGGAACCGCGAGGCAGCGGCAAUACACAGAGGCAUACAGGCGUGUGUACAUGCACGAAGUAAGUACGAGGUUAGCCCCGGCGUCGUCGCGUCCGCCCGUGUCGACGACCUAGCCUAAGCCCGAUUCGUAACCUAACCUCGAGCAAGGGGUUAGGCCUUGGUCCUGUGAACGGAGGCGCAUGUGUGACGGCCGAUGAGCGAAACUGAGGGCGACAGUAACAGCAAUAGCAGCGGCAACAGCGGCUACAGGGACUUUUUGACCGAAGCCUGGCCCUGAGUUCAGGGGACGUCUGGCUGUCAUCGGCUUCGAGCACCGCCACCAAGGCCGUAACAACCCAUCCUACGGACUAGGCUUGAGAUGAGCGACCAUGGUUGCAUACACUUGAAUAACUUCAAGGCAGCCAAGGGCAUACAGCCCUACAAAGUCAUACACUCUUUUUUCGUAACUAGUACCAGUAACGAGGCACGCGUCAGGAAGGCUGUAAGCUGCUUGUGUCAUACGUGUAAAAGUUACAAGGAUCGACUCCAUUCGUGUUUGCAUUGUAUAUUCUUCGGCUGCUACGUUAAGGGCCAUAUUCAAGAGCACGCCAAGACAAAAAAGCAUUUUCUUGCGGUAGACCUGUGCUACGGUAAUAUCCUGUGCUUUCAAUGUGGUGACUACGUGUACGAUCGAGAGCUCCUUGUAGUGGCGAAAGCCCAAUGGAGUGAGACCGCAAAGUCUCUUAGUCUUGGAGAAUUUUAUAGGACAUGGGAACCUUCUCUUUACGAAGUCGAACUUUUAAAGAAGAACCCGCGUAGAAGACGCGUUGUCGAGAACUCCACCAUCGGUUUGCGCGGCCUAAUAAACCUGGGAAGCACGUGCUUUAUGAACUGCAUUGUACAAGCACUGAUCCACACGCCACUACUGCGCGACUACUUUCUCGCAGACAGACACCAUUGCCCGCAGCCAAAUCGUUGUCUCGUCUGUGAAGUUUCGAGCCUCUUUCAGGAGUUCUACUCCGGUAACAAAGCGCCUCUCAUUCUCCACAAACUUCUCCAUCUUAUUUGGACGCACGCACGUCACCUCGCCGGUUAUGAGCAACAGGAUGCUCACGAAUUCUUUAUUGCCACCCUUGAUGUCUUGCACAGGCAUUGUGAACAGUAUUCCCAAGUCGCGCCCCUCAUCGUCAAAGAUAACCCACAUCACUGCAAUUGUAUCAUUGACCAAAUAUUCACUGGAGGCUUGCAGAGCGAUGUUGUAUGCCAGGCCUGCAAUGGCGUUUCAACAACGAUCGACCCUUUUUGGGACAUAUCCUUAGAUUUGGGCCCAACAGCUGGUAGCGGUGGUCCAUCGUCGGGACUGAGUAAGGAGGGUGGUGGAGCGCCCACGUCUCUCCUAGACUGCCUGGAGCGCUUCACACGAGCAGAGCACCUCGGUUCCUCGGCCAAGAUUAAAUGUAACAACUGCCAGACCUAUCAAGAGAGCACCAAGCAACUGACCAUGAAGCAGUUGCCCAUCGUUGCAAGCUUUCACCUCAAACGCUUCGAGCAUUCAAGCAUUCAGGACAAGAAAAUAUCCACCUUUAUCUCCUUUCCAGAGCAGCUUGACAUGACACCCUUCAUGUCGCAUCGAAGGAAUGGCAAUAACAACAGUGCUGCACCAAAUGGACUUCACAAAAAUGGCGAGGAUGCGGCCUUCAGCGAUAACAGGUAUUCAUUAUUUGCUGUUAUAAAUCAUGAAGGUUCACUGGAGACUGGCCAUUAUACUGCUUUUAUACGUCAGCAGAGAGACCAGUGGUUUAAAUGCGAUGAUCAUCUUAUUACAAGAGCUAGAUUAAAAGAUGUAUUAACUAGUGAAGGGUAUUUACUAUUUUAUCACAAACAAAUCCUGGAGUACGGACGAAAUAGUAAGGUGUGAAAAUCUGACGAUAUGAUUAUUUUUUGACUAUAUAAUUCCAAUUUACAUAUAAUUUAAAAAUAAGUUUGCCAGUCAAGAAAAAUUUGAUUCUAGACGCAAAGCAAAUGAUUACCGAACAUGAAAUAAGAUUUACUUGCUUAUUCUAGGGGAAAAAGAAAAGCUUGUACUUAUUUUAUAAAUCGUAUCUAAAUUGUUUGUUUAUCUAUGUAUGUCAUAGAGUGACCAACGUAGUGCAAAGUUUGCUGAAUAAACAACGUGGAUUCAUUUUAGAUGAGAAUAAAAAUCUGGAAAUAGUGAAAUACUGAUAAUACGAAGUGACUUGUCAUUUCGUACAAAAUUCCUCUUACUGCUCUUUCAUUCAAUUGUAAUUUCAACUCCGUUUUACGAUUACAUGGAAAAAAUUGAGGAAAGAAGGGCAAUGAAUUUUUCCAUUGACCUCAGUAGACAAGUACUAUGAUUAGCUUUAGGGAAUAAUUUCGCUCAUAUGGUCAAUAAAUUUGCUAUUAUAUUGUGAACAUAAACUCUUUUUCAAUGAUACACAAUGUUUAAAGUAUGGCAUUUGCUAUAGAGAAUUGAUUUCAAUUCUAUUCGGCACAUCAAUAAAUAUCAAAUUUUAUAGUUUAAAUUCUGUUUAUACAAAGAUAAAAUAAUUUCAAGAUAUUUUCGUAUUAUAAUGAUUUCUAUAAGACGAUAUGAAAUGUUACGUAUUUAUCCAUGAAAUAUAGAUAAGCGUUUAUUUAUUUACUAUGUUAA